Messenger RNA from Rhizophagus irregularis DAOM 181602=DAOM 197198, 417 nucleotides. The record is from RefSeq and is a predicted model, not a curated record. Lineage: Eukaryota; Fungi; Glomeromycota; Glomeromycetes; Glomerales; Glomeraceae.
UUUUUUUUUAAAGGGGGAUGAGAAAGAAAGAAGAAAAAUUUAGAAAAAAUAAAAAAAAUAAGACAAGAGAAAAGAGAAAGGAAAGGAAAGACAGAAAGGAAGAUCGGAAAAUCAAAAUCACCAAAAGGGUUUAUAUAAAAACAAAAAACGUAUCAUAACAAAACAAUAAACAAUCACGUGAUCUCGUGUUAUGAUACGGGAUUUUUGUAAAAUUAAAAAAUAUUAAGUUUAAAAAUUCCGUAUAAAUUCCGCAUGAUUAAUUUUUUCCGUAUACAUUUCGUAUACAUUUGUUUUUUUAAAAAAUGUUUAAAAAUGAAUUGCUUAUUAAAUAUACGGAAUUUGUAUACGGAAUCUAUAAAAACGUACAUAAAAUGUAUACAAAACGUAUCCUUUCCGUAUACAUAUUUCUUAUAGGGA